This is a messenger RNA of Knipowitschia caucasica, 1317 nucleotides long. NCBI's taxonomy places the organism in Eukaryota, Metazoa, Chordata, Actinopteri, Gobiiformes, Gobiidae. The record is from the annotation of a GenBank genome assembly.
AUGGCUGCCUACAUGGACAGAGACACGGGGCAUGAGGGAAUUUCUACCAGUACUUUCUAUGGUACAAGAAAGAGAGAGGUGGCAUCUGUUGUGUUGCCACCUGAUGGUUCAUCUGAUUCAGAUGAAGAUGAGGGAACCAGUGAAGAUGAGGAAGAUGAAUUGUAUACAGAGGGCCAGUGUCAGGACAGCAGCAGCAGCAGCAGUGACGAUGAGGCAGAAGAGGGAGCAAACCACAGUAAAAGAGGGAGGAUGUUCAGGUGGAGAAAAACUAAAUUUGAGCACCAGUCUACUGCUACACCAAGUUGCUUCACUACACCAGAUGAGCUAUCCACGCCAUUAACAUACUUCUCCAAAUUCUUUGAUGAGGACAUCUUUGGGACCAUUGCUCACCAGACGAACUUGUAUUCAUGUCAGCUCAUUGGAAGUAGCAUCAACACUGAUGCUUCUGAAAUCAAAGCAUUCAUUGGAAUGAAGUUGAUGAUGGGUGUAGUGAAAAUGCCUGCAGUGGAAAACUACUGGGCAACAGAUACUAGAUAUGACAAAGUAGCAGAUGUCAUGCCACUCAAGAGAAGUUUGGGUACCAUUCGAAAGAACCGCUUGAUGGGUUGCACAUUGGAAGAAGAUCGAGACCUCCUACGAAGAGGAAGAGGCAGCUUUGACUUUCGUGUAGACAACGAUGCAAAGCUUGCUGUGGUCAAAUGGGCAGACAACAAAACUGUCACCUUGGUGAGCUCCUGUGCUUCUGUCAGCCCAGUUGGCCAAGUGAGACGCUACUCCAAAGAGGAAAAGAAGAAGAUAAGCGUGCCAUGCCCAAAGAUUGUAUCUGAGUACAACACUCACAUGGGAGGAGUAGAUUUGGCUGAUAUGAUGAUUGCCCUCUAUCGCACUCCAGCCAAGUCACAUCGAUGGUACCUGGCCAUAUUUUGGCAGAUGGUUGACAUUGCUGUCAAUAAUGCCUGGCUUCUCCAUCGUCGUGAUGCAGCCCAACUGGGUCAGAAACAUCAUUGCCUGAAGGUCUUUAGGUUGGAUGUUGCCAAAGGACUCAUCUACCCUGAAAAGCAAAAAAGGGGUCGCCCCUCCAAAGGAAACGAAGACAACACACCACCAAGAGUAAUCAAACAGCCAAAAGUCCCCAGGCCUGUGGAUGAUAUGAUAUAUGACAGGAUUGACCACUUCCCUAUCGUGUCAGUGAAAGGCAGAUACAGGAUGUGCCAGGAUGGACAGACCUCCAUCGUGUGUCAGAAGUGCAAAGUGAGGCUUUGCAUUGUCACAGGCCAAAACCCUCGCAACUGUUUCCACAGCUUCCACUGCCAGUAA